Messenger RNA from Endocarpon pusillum Z07020, 1554 nucleotides. RefSeq lists its product as uncharacterized. Lineage: Eukaryota; Fungi; Ascomycota; Eurotiomycetes; Verrucariales; Verrucariaceae. The coding region runs from base 1 to 1554 and encodes 517 amino acids. The record is from RefSeq and is a predicted model, not a curated record. The transcript has 3 exons.
AUGAGCACGAAAUACAAUGAGACCGCUCGGUCUGCUUCCGAGAUCACUGUCGAACAGUUCAUCUCUCUCAAAGUUCUAUGGCCGCCACGUCAUAAAGCAACAGAGCUGAGCACUGACAAUAUAGCUAAGCUCUAUGGCUCGAGCACAGUGGCGCUUCAGGCUCUGAAAAACGAGACAUGGAGGAAUGACCCAUCAUGGAAGGCAUACCUGACGGCCAUCACGGCCUCACAAGCAGUCGGAGCUUUUGGAUCCAAGCUCCGGAGAACCAUGAAACUGUCCCGGGAUCUUGGCGUGUACGCCUUGGUUUUACAAGCUCAAUUGGAAGCUUCAGAGAUACCAAACUCUUUCGACGAGUCGCGCAGCCUUCGAUUUACACCAAGAUACAACAUGCGCCAUGGGGCUAAGGGUGAACAUCAUGAUUUCCAGGGUAAAGGCAAAGAAAAAGAGGCAAGCCCUAAGAGCCAAGGCUCCCAACAUCCUUCUGAAACGUCCGAAGUCUCUUCCGGGGCUCGAACCAUCUCUCCCACUGCGCACGCAGAGGCCCACGAUUUUCCAGUUGGUGACGAGCAAAUUGUCAACACCGCAGCUACAAAUUUCUUGAAUGCCCUGUUCAUUCACGACGCACGCCCAGCAGAUUGGACUUUACAAAGGAAACAGUUCAAGUUCAAAUCAGAUUCCGUCAACUUCGAGGCCCGUACGGACGGCCAUUUGCAAGUCCAUGGUCACAAGAGGUCCGCGGCAAUUCUUGAGGUAAAGCCGCGUGUACGCUAUCACGAAGAAGGCUUCCGCAUUGAGAUGCAGGAGAGUGCACAAAUGGCAUUGUGGAUCUUUCAGGAGCCGAAUAGUCACUGGGCUCCACCAACUGGAGGCGAUAAGUACUAUCGUGUCCUUAUCUCCCCAGACCGUCAGGAGAUCUACGUGACUAUUGCGAACUAUACGGCGAAGUACGUUGACUACCUACAGAACAAAGUGAAGUUCGAGCAUGCAGAUUUCCUUCGAAUGAAUAUGUACGGACCCUUCCAUACAACAGACAGUGGGCACAUGGCUUGGCUCGGUGCUAUCUUGCGGAAACUGCUACCCUACGCCGCUGCUUAUAGACCUAGCCGGCAGUUAUCGCCCUCACAGCUUCCACGUACGCCGUCACCACCUACAAUCCCUCUAACAGAUGAGAGGAGGGGCAGGGCACCAGGCCCGCAAGCAGAACCGCCCGGCAUUUCGCAACGUCGAACAACAUCCUCACCGCUAAACCCGCGUUCCAAGAACAGCUCUCCCCCCUCCUUUGAGCAUGAGGACCCCAGCAGACUCUUGUUCGGGGGCCUGGCGAUAAGCGACAAUCCUCGGAGUUCUUCACAAAGUCAGUCACCCCAGCGUCCGGGUAUUUCUGGCACCCAGGAGGCCGCCUCAGGCCGGACUUUGAGCCCAUUCAGAUCGCCACCCCGAGCAGGACAUGCUGCAGCCUCUGGAGGCGAACAAAGCACCAGACCGCAAGGAGGCCAGCCAGGGAGUCAGCUGAGCAGAGAGCAGGGGGAUAAGAAGGGAAAGAGGAAGAAGUAG